AUGUCGGGGCGCCUUGAGUUAGGAGGUUGGCCCGUGGAGAUCUCUGCUGGCCCGACAGCGGGGCCGGGAGGUAGGGUGGACUGGAGCGGGGAGGAAAGGUGUCCUCGAUCCGGGGUCCAGAAAGGUGGCCCGAUGAUCCUGCAGAGGGGCUUUAUGGAUGAUGAGCGCUUGGUCCCGUUUUUCAUUGCUCCCAUUUGGAUUUUUAUACCUUCAGGCCUCUCUACGACUUGGUCCCAGCAGUCCAGAUCACGACACAGGAGAAACUCAUGUUCCAGACAUGAAGACCGCAAGCCCUCCGAGCUGGCACCCAGCAACUUUCCCUCUGGCCAGGAGAUCAGGGAUUUCAGCAGCUGCUACAGUCACUGCCAGCCUCAAGUGUUCAGGACAGACCUGAUCACGGCGAUGAAACUUCAUGACUCCUACCAGCUGAACCCAGAUGAAUAUUAUGUGUUGGCAGACCCUUGGAGGCAGGAAUGGGAGAAGGGAGUCCAGGUGCCAGUGAGCCCAGGAACCAUACCAGAACCUGUGGCCAGGGUAAUGUCUGAGGAGAAAGCUCUCGUGUUCAUCAGGCCAAGGAAGUACAUCCUCUCCUCGGGCUCGGAACCUCCAGAGCUGGGCUAUGUAGACAUCCGUACGUUGGCAGACAGUGUAUGUCGCUAUGACCUCAAUGACAUGGACACUGCGUGGCUGGAACUGACCAACGAGGAGUUCAAGGAGAUGGGGAUGCCCGAGUUGGACGAGUACACCAUGGAGCGCGUGCUGGAGGAGUUUGAGCAGCGCUGCUACGACAACAUGAACCACGCCAUCGAGACCGAGGAGGGGCUCGGCAUCGAGUACGACGAGGACGUCGUCUGUGACGUGUGCCAGUCUCCCGACGGGGAGGACGGCAACGAGAUGGUCUUCUGCGACAAGUGCAACAUCUGUGUGCACCAGGCGUGCUAUGGAAUCCUAAAGGUGCCCGAAGGCAGCUGGCUGUGCCGGACGUGCGCCCUGGGAGUGCAGCCCAAAUGUCUGCUGUGUCCGAAGAAAGGGGGAGCUAUGAAGCCAACACGCAGUGGAACCAAGUGGGUCCAUGUCAGCUGUGCUCUGUGGAUACCAGAGGUGAGCAUCGGCAGCCCGGAGAAGAUGGAGCCCAUCACGAAGGUGUCUCACAUCCCAAGUAGUCGCUGGGCGCUGGUGUGCAGCCUCUGCAACGAGAAGAUCGGGGCUUCUAUCCAGUGCUCUGUCAAGAACUGCCGCACCGCCUUCCACGUGACCUGUGCUUUUGACCGCGGCCUCGAGAUGAAGACCAUCUUGGCGGAGAACGACGAAGUCAAGUUCAAGUCGUACUGCCCGAAGCACAGCUCCAGUAAGAAGUCGGAGGAGGAGAACCUGGGCGAGGGCCCCCCCCGGGAAAAUGGGGCUCAGGCCGCGUCCCCGCUGGGCCCCCUGGAGCCCUUCGACAGCCUCGAGCAGAACCAGGCAGAGGCGCACCGCGUGAGCGUGCGGAAGCAGAAGCUCCAGCAGCUGGAGGACGAGUUCUACACCUUCGUCAACCUUCUGGACGUGGCCAGGGCCGUGCGGCUGCCCGAGGAGGUGGUGGACUUCCUGUACCAGUACUGGAAGUUAAAGAGGAAGGUGAACUUCAACAAGCCCCUCAUCACCCCAAAGAAAGAUGAAGAGGACAAUCUAGCCAAACGGGAGCAGGACGUCUUGUUCCGGAGGCUACAGCUUUUCACUCACCUCCGGCAAGACUUGGAGAGGGUUCGGAAUCUCACGUACAUGGUGACUCGCAGGGAAAAGAUUAAACGGUCUGUGUGCAAGGUCCAAGAGCAGAUAUUCAAUCUUUACACUAAGCUUUUGGAACAAGAAAAACUUUCAGGUGUGCCUUCUUCCUCCUGCUCCUCCUCCUCCUUGGAAAGUACGCUGUUAUUCAAUAGCGCCCCGCCGGGGCCCGACGCCCCCAAGAUCGAGGACCUCAAGUGGCACUCGGCCUUCUUCAGGAAGCAGAUGGGCACCUCCUUGGUCCGCUCCCUGAAGAAGCCUCCCAAGAGAGAGCGGCCGCCCGGCGGGCCCCACGGCCCGGGCAAGGCCGAGCUCUCGGGCCCGAGGGAAGGGCCGGCCCUGCCGGAUGCCUUCUUGGACUUUGAAAAGACCUUCGCGGAAGCACACGUUAUGUCAGCACAACAGAAGAACGGCGCCGUCCUGGCGGACCACCAGAAGAGAAGGGACAAUCGCUCCCAGGGCGACGCCGGCAAGGGAGAGCCCAAAGGCUCCAGACCGAACCCCAAGCCCCUGAGGCCCGCCGACCUGGCCCAGAGGCAGUCGGAGAACAAAAGGGCCGGGAACCCCCCCGGGACGGGGCAGUCGGCGCCGGGCACCAGGAAGGACUUAGUGCCUAAAUGCAACGGGUCUCUGGUCAAACUAAACUGUAACCGGACCACCGUCAAAGUGCCUACCACCCCCGCGAGCCCGGUGAAGAACUGGGGGGGAUUCCGGAUUCCAAAGAAGGGCGAGAAGCAGCCGCGGGGAGACGACCCGGACGAGGCCUGCCGCCCGCACGCCGGCUACCCCUACUUGGGUCUGGGCAGAGCUUCGCCCAAGGACAGGGCCAAGAGCAAACUAAAGACGGACAGCGAGAACGACGGCUACAUCCCCGACGUGGAGAUGAGCGACUCGGAGAGCGAGGCGUCCGAGAAGAAGUGCAGGCAGCAGAGGCUCAGCGCCAACGGCCCCAUCGCCAGGAGGACGGACAUCAUCAGGAGAAGCAUCCUGGCCUCCUGA
Gracilinanus agilis (Agile Gracile Mouse Opossum) is the source of this 2763-nucleotide messenger RNA. It is a transcript of the gene JADE1, whose product is annotated as jade family PHD finger 1. Gene Ontology annotation, cellular component: histone acetyltransferase complex. The transcript has 11 exons. The coding region runs from base 1 to 2763 and encodes 920 amino acids. Lineage: Eukaryota; Metazoa; Chordata; Mammalia; Didelphimorphia; Didelphidae. Gene Ontology annotation, biological process: regulation of transcription by RNA polymerase II. The record is from RefSeq and is a predicted model, not a curated record.